CCCCAUCUCGUGAUGUAUCGGAAUGCCUGCAGCCCGAGUCCUUUCCGUCAUCUGCGUCAAUCGCUCAAUUGCGGUGCGUCUGUCCGGUCGGCUCUCACUCGAUGGCAAUAGCUUCAUCAUCAACCCCGUACGCCGGGGUCUGCUCUGGUCCGUCGUGCUCGACUGGUCAAUCCCUCAUUCGAUGGACGGUCACCGGACGGACGGUACCGACACUCCUCCAACGAGUGACGAGUCCGACCUUUCUCAGUCCGUACUCCGGAGUCUGGACUCGUGUGGUCUUCGCUGGUCAAUUGCUGGUCUUCCACCCGCCGGAAUCUCGUUGGUCUGUAUUGCCUGGGGAUCGUUCUUUGCGUUCAGGUGGGAAAGGUCAUCGUCAGCACGGAAGCCGUGCUGGUGGGCGGAGGCGGGGCCUUUUCUCACUACUGUUCCAGAACAGGAUGGAUUGACGUGCCAACGAACAUUAGAACCUUCUUUCGCACUGCGGGUAAGAGAUUCGGGUAGUUUUCCAGAGUGGGGGAGAUGAAUGAAGCUUGCGUUUGUCGUUGGUAUCCAUAAGAGGUGUGGCAAGACCCCGGUGGCACCCACGAGAAGUGAUUGCUGUACAUUUUACUGUUCAAGGAUUGACUAUUUCUUAGGAAGUCGAGCAGUUUCCCAUUCCAAGGCGCGAGCGACUCUGUUCUGCGUCUUGAUUGUGGAUCAGAUGUGAAUUGCUCGAAACAAGUCGACAUCCCCUGUUUGGAUCUUGCAUCCCCAUCAAAAAAUCCUGCACUAUUUAAAGUUUGAUUCAGAAACUACGCACAAUUCCAUACUGCUACAGCGAUACAGCUCUGAGUUUAUUCGAUUGACUAGCAAGUAGGACCAGGAAGGUAUCCCGGUCAACUUUGUAACAGCACGGUCGUAGAAAUAUUUUGAAGUCCUCCCGCGGUUCUAAUCAAGCGUCAAAGAGACAAAACAUUGAUUCUUCUAUAAACAUUGAUUCAAGUUCUGUCAUCGGAGGUUUACUGCAACGCAAAUUUCUUACUGCGAUUCUGUUGCAGUGAUUCUAAAUUGAUAAAUUGAUUUAGUAUGUAUAUAAGAGCGCAACUAUUCAAUAUGCUUUAGUUUCCAUUACAACAAGUUCCACUCGUGAACACUGUAGAUAUUCGCCGGGAUUUGUGCUGGAUCAAGGCAGCAUAUUCGAUAAAGAUAUAGAUCACGCUGUAUCUACCAACGUAUGAAACCG
Marchantia polymorpha subsp. ruderalis is the source of this 1222-nucleotide messenger RNA. The record is from the annotation of a GenBank genome assembly. Lineage: Eukaryota; Viridiplantae; Streptophyta; Marchantiopsida; Marchantiales; Marchantiaceae.